GGGUGCGCGGCGGGGCGGGGAGCGUGGCGCGGCCAGGGCGCUUGGCCCCUCCUGGCUGGGGCUGCGCGCACGGCCGCCUGGCGCCCUUCCAGCGCGGCGCACUCACGCGGGCGGCCGAGGAGGAGGCUCCAGCCUGACUGACGCCUCUGGAGCCGCUGUCUCGGUCCCGCCGCCGCCCGGCCGACCCUGCAGCUACCGCGCAACCGGAGUGCGCGGGGGGCACGCGUGGCACCUCUCGGACAGAGGCUUCCUCAAUGAAAAGGUCUCUGCUUAUUGGACUAAGGGCUGGAUUGAAGCCUUAAAAUUCUGCUCCGUGGUCACUGUGUGACCUCUGAAGUUAUCGAGAAUUCACAGUGAGGUCAGACUUGAAGAACGAGGCUUCUCAGACCCUCAGUAUAUCAGAGAAGGAUGCCAGUCCCUGAGUAUCACUCUCUUGAGUAAGCUGGCUCCACUUUCCAAGAGCUUUGGAAGACGUCAGCCCAUCUCCCAGUUUGAAUCGGACCCCACUGCUUCCAGAAGGAAAGGCAAGCUUGUUCCUAUGACAUCCGUGGACAGGUACUUGCCGCCGACCUGCCCGGGGCCCUGCAAGCCUUGAAAGGUCUCAUCCUCUUUCCCCGUGCAGCAGCCUGAGCUCUGCCUCCUAUGCACCCCAGCACCCCCAUCAGCUCCCUCUUCUCCUUCACCAGCCCCGCAGUGAAGCGGCUGCUGGGCUGGAAGCAGGGAGAUGAAGAGGAGAAGUGGGCAGAGAAGGCGGUGGACUCUUUGGUGAAGAAGUUAAAGAAGAAGAAAGGCGCCAUGGAUGAACUGGAGAGGGCGCUGAGCUGCCCGGGUCAGCCUAGCAAGUGUGUCACCAUCCCACGGUCCCUCGAUGGACGCCUCCAGGUGUCCCACCGAAAGGGGCUGCCCCACGUCAUCUACUGCCGCGUGUGGCGCUGGCCAGACCUGCAGUCCCAUCAUGAGCUGAAGCCCUUGGAGUGCUGUGAGUUCCCGUUCGGCUCCAAGCAGAAGGAGGUCUGCAUCAACCCAUACCAUUACCGCAGAGUGGAGACCCCAGUUCUGCCUCCAGUGCUGGUACCAAGACACAGCGAGUACAACCCUCAGCUCAGCCUCCUGGCCAAGUUCCGAAGUGCCUCGCUGCACAGCGAACCCCUCAUGCCGCACAACGCCACCUACCCUGACUCUUUCCAGCAGUCUCUCUGUCCGGCACCGCCCUCCUCGCCAGGCCAUGUGUUUCCGCAGUCUCCAUGCCCCACCAGCUACCCGCACUCCCCCGGAAGUCCUUCCGAGUCAGACAGUCCCUAUCAACACUCAGACUUCCGGCCAGUUUGCUACGAGGAACCCCAGCACUGGUGUUCUGUUGCCUACUACGAACUAAACAACCGGGUCGGAGAGACUUUCCAGGCGUCCUCGCGGAGCGUGCUCAUAGACGGCUUCACCGACCCUUCCAAUAACAGGAAUAGGUUCUGCCUUGGGCUUCUCUCAAAUGUAAACAGAAACUCGACCAUAGAAAACACCAGGAGGCACAUUGGAAAGGGUGUGCAUUUGUACUACGUUGGGGGCGAGGUGUAUGCGGAGUGCGUGAGCGACAGCAGCAUCUUUGUCCAGAGCCGGAACUGCAACUACCAGCACGGCUUCCACCCGGCCACCGUCUGCAAGAUCCCCAGCGGCUGCAGCCUCAAGGUCUUCAACAACCAGCUCUUCGCCCAGCUGCUCGCCCAGUCCGUGCACCACGGCUUUGAAGUGGUGUAUGAGCUGACGAAGAUGUGCACGAUUCGGAUGAGCUUUGUGAAGGGCUGGGGAGCAGAGUAUCAUCGCCAGGAUGUCACGAGCACCCCCUGCUGGAUCGAGAUCCAUCUUCAUGGACCGCUGCAGUGGUUGGAUAAGGUGCUCACUCAGAUGGGCUCCCCACACAACCCUAUCUCUUCAGUGUCUUAAGUCACGUCGUCAGCCACGUUGCCACAGAACAGACUCGGGCAGGGGCUUCCAUCGUGGCAACCGCAGCUAAUGCAGGGUUCCGGAUGCAGAUGUAAAUACACGUGUAACGCAUCCGAGUCACGUUUAUAUCACCGUUUGUUUUGUGCUACCUACUUAACCUGGGGCCAGUGCGGUGUGGUCGAAGAAGCGUGGUUUCUCUCUGAUGGGAGCCAAGUCUUCUGUGAGAGGGAAACAGCACGUGAGGGCGUCGGCAGGACUCAAGGCCACCGAGUCAGCUCAUCGUCACUCCACAGGAGGUUGUGCCCCACAUGGAAAACACAAAGCUGCUUACACAGAAGGAAUAGGAGCACUAGAGCAAAAUCAGUCACACACAAGUGGUUUUAAAAAGACCUCACUUGCAAUGUGAGUGUCAAGAAAGAAAACCAAGCUUGUCCAGGGACCUGUGAGAUAAAGCCACAGAAACUUUAUCUCCGAAGCUGAAAUACACAUAGCCAGGUACUGUGCUGACGGCAGGUACAUUCAACCAGAUCUAAACUGUGAUUGGAGAGGGAGAAACUGUGAAGCUUGGAGUCAGUGGCCUCAAUCUAAAACAAGCAAGCAGGCAGGCAGGCAGGCGGGCGGGCGGGCGGGCAGGCGGGUGGGCAGGCAGGCAAGCAAAGCCAAGGCUCUUAAGGGAAACCGGCCUGAGAGGAGGCUUGAUCCAGGGUUAGCCCAGAAUUCAGGCCCGGAAGCACAGGGAACUCCUGCGUCCACUCUGGAAGCCAUCUUCCCGUCUUCCCGUCCCUCCUGUCUGACCUUGCAGAUGGCUGCCUGCCCUGUGCACACUACAAACCCCGUGCAGAGAUGAAGCUGUAGACUGGAAGGUUGGGAGGGAAGUGCAGGCUAGGCAGGGCAUCCCUUGCCUCAUUUUUCCUCCUGGUGACAAAUAGCAAUUAGUGACAGAUGAUUCAAACAAGAGCAAAGCCUUGGGAAAGCUCGAGGCAUCUUUGGAUCUUAUUUAUGCAUCUCUCAGCCUGGCACCUAUGUUAAGUUAUUAGCUGGUUACAUCAGUGCAGCCUCUUCUAAAGCUAUUAAAUACCUGGAUAUAGCUUCCCAGGUGAAGUAGGAAUGUUUCAUAUGCCCUACAUUUUUUUAUUUUUAUGAGGAAACAGUGGUAGUGAAUAAUAAAGCAUCUUUAAAAAACACCUUAUGUGUAUAUAGACAUGCAUAUAUCAGCUCAUUCCCUCUGUUGGAUGAUAAGGGAAAUAUCCUCCAGACUUCAAGGUACAUGCCACUCAUUAGGCACCCCAUUGCUUCUAAGUUUACUUCAAGCCCUUUGAAAAGGAUUAUGUAGGAUGGCAUUUAUUGUUUAAAGGAUAGAGCUUCCAUAAUAUGAUAGAGAUAUUAUAUCGGAAACUCAUUUCGUCUCAAACUACCACUUAGAGUGUAUAAGAAAAAAAACCCAAGCAUGUCGAUUCAUUAAGUCUGUCUUGUGCAUUUGUGUGUACUGGGUACAGUGUCAGGUACCAGGGAAUCAAACGCACAUUAGAGGCAGUCCCCACCUCCAUAACGCCAGACAUCUAACGGUAAACCAUUUGCACAGACAUCAGGUCUCAGAACUUUAAAAACCCCACACAUGUGAAUCUUCUUGGGCUCGAAAAAUAACAUAAUCGAGUUCUGAACAAUAGUUAAGAACUCUAUUGUAAUAACUAUAUUGGGAUUUUAUGUCUCCUCAGAACACUUGAGUAAUUUAUCUUUUCAUAACUACUUCCAUUCCUAGCCACCCCACCUCCUGGAAUCCCUAUUUUUUUCUGAUAUUUCUCCUGGUUUCUUCCUUGGAAAAGCCAUGUGUACCCAUCUAAGGACACAAAGCAUUGUCCCAGAUUUCCCACCGCCCCUUUGAUCUCCUCACAAGUGGCCAAAUAUCCCUGGCAAUCUGUAGUUGUAAGAAACUAUUCAGGAGUAGGAGCUUCAGGGUGUAGUGGUACCGUGGUACCUGCCUUUGAUCUCAGCAGCAGGGAGACAGAGGCAGGUGGAUCCCUGUGAAUUCAGGCCUGACCUGGUCUAUAUAAGGAGUUACAGGACAGCCAGGGCUAUACACUGAAACCCUGUCUCAAAACAAAAGUAGAAGCUUAAAAACAAAACUAAAAACCAAACAAACAAGUAAACUACUUGGACUUCCUUGCAGUGUUAAGAAAUCAAAAUAUUGAAGCGUGUCUGAUUUCUUUGAGAAAGGAAUCAUGACCUAGGUUCAUAUGUAUAUUAUCAGAGAAUUUAGCUUUGAAGAGAUAUAAGUCCUAUGCUUGUAUAGCAGAGUCACAUUUUAAUGAAUUUUCCCCCUUUGGCUGUUAAGAGAUCUAAACGUAUCAUAACGUAAUCCUUGACUUCAACUCCUCUGAGUGACCAUGUGGCGAUCAUUCCAUGAAGCUGACAAGCAAACUUAUGCUGCGUAGGUUGUUUUACAGGGUGAAGGGGAAAGUGGGCAGCCAGGCCUUUGCACACUGCAAGUUGCCUCAGGCAGGGUCAGGCAAUGGAGAUCUGUAUCGGUUUGGCUUGCCCACAAGACCCAGAAUGUUUAUCACUGUGUACAAGUCAGUAUGUGUGAGUCUUAGCAAAAAUAAGACAUGAUCAGUUUGUUUCAGCUAAGUGAUUACAACUGUUUCAGAACUAAGAAGACACCACCUUGUUAACAUACACACUUCGGUGUUGUGUUGUAGAGUCAGCAAAACUCUCUAGCAUUUAGAAUAUUCUUUUCAUUGUGUUCUAAGGGUGGAGUUAUCCUCAUAACGACAACAGAAAGAAGAGUAGCAAAAUCAUUUUAUAAAAAUCGCUUGCUGGACUUUAAGCUCCUGCUUAAUGCUGAGUAUGUUCCAGAUAUUUCAUGUAUGUAUUUAAUAAAGUAAAAUAUACCAUGCAUUCCACAUCGUCUUACCUGCUAGAGUCAAGAGCCGAACUUUGCAAGGGUAGGUAACCCUCACAUAUGUUCAUAAUAAGUUCUUUUUUUGGGGGGAGAGGGAGGUUCAAGACAGGGUUUCUCUGUAUAGCCCUGGCUGUCCUGGAACUCGCUUUGUAGAACAGGCUGGCCUCAAACUCAGAAAUCUGCUUGCCUCUGCCUCCCGAGUGCUGGGAUUAAAGGCGUGCACCACCACGUCCGGCUCUCAUGAUAAAUUCGAAUGUAUAUAAAACAGACAGCCAAGAUUACUCUUUGAUUCCCAGAAGCCUUGCCUUCCUGAAAUGCCACACACCACACUUUGGUAGUCUGUGCUAGACAAUGAUACACCUUUUGGCUUAUUUUUCUUUCAAACUCUAGGAAAUACUUCUAUGUAUAUGAUCUAUGGCUCCUUAAGAUGCUUAAUCAUAAACUGUUCUACUUAGAAAAUGAGCUUUUUAAGAAGUCUUCAUGCUGUAAAAACUUUGGUGGCACUAUAACAAAAAAGACAUCUUCGAAUAUUUGGCAUUAAUGUGUAAUUUUAAUGAUACUUUGCAGAAUUUUUAGAGGUGUUUAACUACUGCUCCCCAGCUUAGCACCAGGACACACAACUCAAACCCUUUGUAUGGUAAAGCUGUUGUUAUUAAAAAGUGAAUUUAAUACACACUGUCGUUUGAGCAUCCUACCUUAGCAACUCAACAGCCACGUCCAUCAAGGAACAUGUCUAUAGGAAGAUGUUUAGCAUGUGAUGCUUAAAACACCUGGAUAUAUAGGGGAACUUUCACUAAAAACUCAUUUAUUUUUCAUAUGCCAUGAAAUAUGUUUAACUGAUUAAAAUGUUUUCUAAGAGAAGCUUGUGAAAUUGCAAAUGACUAUGAAGUGUUUACAAGCUGCUGUCUGCUUGUUUCCUCUGCCCCAGGAUGUCUCACUGAUCCUAAGGCUCACAGCUAUGAGCUGGCUGGGGUUCGGAAAGCCUCGCUCGGUAAGGGGCAGAGUCCGCAUAAUGUACAAUCUGUGUUCUGUUCAAGAAGACUGGGAGAUGCAUUUUAACCUGAGUAAUCCAUCCUCUUGUGGCUAAAAGUAUUUUAGCUUGUGGUUUAGCGGCUUGGUAUACAAGCUAAUAUUCUAUCAGAAAACAAAAACAGCAUUUCUAGGCACGCUGUGUAUAUGACAUGAUGAAAUGGGCACACUUGCACUUUGCUGCUGUUAAAAAUUGUACCAUAAAUGUAGUUACAAAAGCUACAAGUCUGAAACUAGUCUCCCUGUACCAAUGUUAAGGGGUUGGUUUGCUAACUCUGGAGGCGCUAGAGGAAAAUACAUUUUCUUUUUCUA
Messenger RNA from Mus musculus (house mouse), 6175 nucleotides. RefSeq names its product SMAD family member 9 (gene Smad9). Bases 643 to 1935 code for a protein of 430 amino acids. Lineage: Eukaryota; Metazoa; Chordata; Mammalia; Rodentia; Muridae. The record is from RefSeq and is a predicted model, not a curated record. The transcript is spliced from 7 exons. Gene Ontology annotation, biological process: skeletal system development; regulation of DNA-templated transcription; cellular response to growth factor stimulus. Gene Ontology annotation, cellular component: transcription regulator complex; nucleus; cytoplasm.